AUGCUCAGUGCCCAGGCAGGGACGGAGGCCAGCGCGCGGCCACCGAGCGCCCGUUUCAUCAAGCUGCACCCAGUGCCUAGUGGGAACAUCGUGCGCCUGGGCGCGGGUGGGGCCGGCUGCAGCCCCCAGCCCCUGAUCCCCACCCGAGAGCGCCCUGCCUCGUCUGCCCGCCAACCGGGUGCACUUGGCCCAGAACCCCACCUGGCGCGCCACCAAGAAAUUAAGCCCCCUGCGCUCCAGUGGGCCUUUGCAGAGUCUGCACUUGGAGAAGCACAGCUUAGAGCCGCAGCCUCCUUCGAGGCGGAGGAGGAGGAUGAGCCGGGUCAGCCCGCGAGCCUCUGCCUCUGCGGUGGUGCCAGCGCACUGGGUUUGCGCCGAAUGACCCUUCAACUCACCCCUCCAUGCAGCAGUGAGAGGCAAUAUGAGCGCUCAGGACGGUGUUGCAGCAAAUGUGAGCCAGGAAAGUACAUGUCUUCUAAAUGCACUACUACCUCUGAAAGCAUCUGUCUGCCCUGUGGCCCGGAUGAAUACCUGGACACCUGGAAUGAAGAAGAUAAAUGUUUGCUGCAUAAAGUUUGUGAUACAGGCAAGGCCCUAGUGGCUGUGGAGCCUGGCAACCGCACGGCCCCCCGCCUCUGCGCCUGCACCCCCGGCUACCACUGGAGCGACGACUGUGCCUGCUGCCGCCGCAACACCCAGUGCGCGCCCGGCUUCGGCGCCCAGCACCCCUUGCAGUUCAACAAGGACACGGUGUGCGAGCCUUGCCUUGCUGGAUACUUCUCAGAUGCCUUUUCUUCCACGGACAAGUGCAGACCCUGGACCAACUGUACCUUUUUUGGAAAGAAAGAAGAACGUCGUGGAACAGAGAAGUCAGACGUAGUUUGCAGUUCUUUGCUCCAAUCUAGUAAACCAGAAAAUGGGCCCCGGGUUUAUCUGCCUAGUCUGAUUAUCCCGCUCCUCUUCGCGUCUGGGGCAUUAGUGGCGGCUGUUAUCUUUGGUGUUUACUACAAGAAGAAAGGAAAAACACUAACAGCUAACCUGUGGCGCUGGGUCAAUGAGGCGUGCAGCCAGCUAAGAGGAAGUAAGGGGUCUGCAGGUGACACCUUCAUCCACCCUCGGACGUCAGUCGCUGGUCAGGGCCAAGUUUGUGAGGGCAUCCUGCUGCUGACCCUGGAGGAGAAGGGGUUUCCUGAAGACUUGUGUUAUCCAGGUGGGGGGGCAUGUGCCCCAGAAGAGGCCACUGCACUGUCCACGAUCAGUGAGCUGCAGGGGAACACCUUCAGGCAUGUGCCCACAGAGGACGAGUAUGUCGAUAGACCCUCCCAGCCCGCAGACUCUUCGCUGCUCCAGUUGCAGCCUGGAAGCAGAGCUGCACCCCCUUUUCCUGAGCCCCUGGAAGUGGGGGAGAAUGACAGCUUGAGCCAGUGCUUCACUGGGACCGAGAGUGUGGGGGACCCGGAGAGCUGCCACUUGGCUGAGCCCUCGUGCAGGACAGACUGGCUUCCUGUAGACUCGGAGAAGUACAUGCAGAGGGAGGUGGAUGGUGGGGUAUGUCCCCACUGGGCAGCCUGUGACCCUGCUGGGGAGGACCGAGAACCCCCAGAAAGUGGACCUUUGCCCCAGUGUGCCUAUGGCAUGGGCCUGCCCCACAAAGACAAGGCGGAGGAGGCUGAACACGGAGGCCAGUCCUGGGAUGAAGCAGAUGGCAGUGCUCCAAACGCCACCAGGGGAGGCCCCACCGGCGACCACCCACCUGCCACUGGCAAUGUGACUGGAAACAGUAACUCCACGUUCAUCUCCAGCGGGCAGGUCAUGAAUUUCAAGGGCGACAUCAUCGUGGUCUAUGUUAGCCAGACGUCGCAGGAGGGUGCAGCAGCUCCUGAGCCCCCCGCGGGCCGCCCAGUGCAGGAGGAGAGCUCUGCGCGCUGUGACACCUUCGCGGGGGGCGGUGCACGCCUGGCAGACAAGGAGGAACCCGAGGGGGCACCCGUGCAGGAGCAAGGACCCGCACCCCGUGCUCCCCGGGCCUGGCGCUGA
Messenger RNA from Elephantulus edwardii (Cape elephant shrew), 2037 nucleotides. It is a transcript of the gene TNFRSF11A, whose product is annotated as tumor necrosis factor receptor superfamily, member 11a, NFKB activator. Gene Ontology annotation, biological process: multinuclear osteoclast differentiation; lymph node development; positive regulation of bone resorption. Bases 1 to 2037 code for a protein of 678 amino acids. NCBI's taxonomy places the organism in Eukaryota, Metazoa, Chordata, Mammalia, Macroscelidea, Macroscelididae. The record is from RefSeq and is a predicted model, not a curated record. The transcript is spliced from 12 exons. Gene Ontology annotation, cellular component: external side of plasma membrane. Gene Ontology annotation, molecular function: tumor necrosis factor receptor activity; cytokine binding.